UGUUUUCAUUUCCUCAUGAGAAGAAGAAGUAUAACAUAGAAGAAAGGCAGACACAAUACAUUGGCUUCUGUCACCAUGGGGAACUGGGCUGUGAAUGAAGGGCUCUCCAUCUUUGUCGUUCUGGCAUGGCUGGGGAUGAACGUCUUCCUCUUUAUCCACUACUACAAGGUUUAUGAUGAUGGCCCUCAGUUCUUUUAUACUCGAAGACUUCUUGGGUCAGCUCUGGCAUUGGCCAGGGCCCCUGCAGCCUGCCUGAAUUUCAACUGCAUGCUGAUCCUACUGCCAGUUUGUCGAAAUCUGCUCUCCUUCCUCAGAGGUUCCAGUGCGUGUUGUUCAACAAGAAUUCGAAGGCAACUGGACAGGAACCUCACCUUUCAUAAAAUGGUGGCCUGGAUGAUUGCGCUUCACACUGCGAUUCACACCAUUGCACAUCUAUUUAAUGUGGAGUGGUGUGUGAAUGCUCGAGUCAACAAUUCUGAUACUUAUUCAAUAUUACUCUCUGAUAUUGGAGAUAAAGAAGGUGAAAGUUAUCUGAAUUUUGCUCGAAAGAGAAUCAAGAACCCUGAAGGAGGCCUAUAUGUGGCUGUGACUCGAUUGGCAGGCAUCACUGGAGUUGUCAUCACACUUUGCCUCAUAUUAAUUAUCACCUCCUCUACCAAAACCAUCCGGAGAUCUUACUUUGAAGUGUUUUGGUACACCCACCAUCUCUUUGUGAUCUUCUUCAUCGGUCUUGCCAUCCAUGGAGCUGAACGAAUUGUACGUGGGCAGACCAGAGAGAGUAUGGCUGAGCACAAUACAACAGUAUGUUCUGAGAGGAUCACCCAAUGGGGAAAAAUAAAGGAGUGUCCCAUCCCACAGUUCUCUGGGAACCCUCCUAUGACUUGGAAAUGGAUAGUGGGUCCCAUGUUCCUGUAUCUCUGUGAGAGGUUGGUUCGGUUUUGGCGAUCUCAACAGAAGGUGGUCAUCACCAAGGUGGUUACUCAUCCUUUCAAGACCAUUGAGCUUCAGAUGAAGAAGAAGGGAUUCAAGAUGGAAGUGGGACAGUACAUUUUUGUCAAGUGCCCCAAAGUGUCUAAGCUGGAGUGGCACCCCUUCACACUGACCUCUGCUCCUGAGGAAGACUUCUUCAGCAUCCAUAUCCGUAUCGUUGGGGACUGGACAGAGGGAUUGUUCAAGGCUUGUGGUUGUGAUAAGCAGGAGUUUCAAGAUGCCUGGAAACUACCUAAGAUCGCAGUUGAUGGGCCCUUUGGCACAGCUAGUGAGGAUGUGUUCAGCUAUGAGGUGGUGAUGCUGGUGGGAGCAGGGAUUGGGGUCACUCCCUUUGCAUCCAUUCUCAAGUCUGUCUGGUACAAAUAUUGCAAUAAUGCCACCAAUCUGAGGCUCAAAAAGAUCUACUUCUACUGGCUGUGCCGAGACACUCAUGCCUUUGAGUGGUUUGCAGACCUGCUAGAGCUGCUGGAGACCCAGAUGCAGGAGAAGAACAAUGCCGAUUUCCUCAGCUACAACAUCUACCUCACUGGCUGGGAUGAGUCUCAGGCCAGUCACUUUGCUGUGCACCACGACCAGGAGAAAGACGUGAUCACAGGCCUGAAACAAAAGACUUUGUAUGGACGGCCCAACUGGGAUAAUGAGUUCAAGACAAUUGCCAGUCAACACCCCAAUACAAGAAUAGGAGUUUUCCUCUGUGGACCUGAAGCCUUGGCUAAAACCCUCAGUAAACAAAGCAUCUCCAACUCUGAGUCUGGCCCUCGGGGAGUGCAUUUCAUUUUCAACAAGGAAAACUUCUAACUCAUCUCUUUCAUGAGGAAAUACCUGUAGGUUAUGCUGCCAACUGCCCAAACAAUGCUAGUUGAUAAUAUGUUUCCCCACCUAAAGAGGGAGAGGGGGAUAGAAAGAGAGAGAGAGAGAGAAGAAAACCAUAUGUAAUGAUUUUUCAUGAAAAAUAUUAAAGACUAUUCCAUUGUGAUCAGUUACAUUUGUAUGGAGCUGUAGAGUUUUUAAGAGCACUUUUACAAACAUUAUUUCACUAUUUUUACUCUCAGUAAUGCCACAAGAAGUUAGGGCAAAUAUUUCUGGACUCAUUUUUAGGAUUAAAAAAAAAUAGCACAGAAAGUUUCAGUAACUUUCCUAAAAUUAUGAAGCUGAAAUCAAACCUAAGCCAUCUGACUCCAGGUUUGGUAGUCUUUCUGCAAUAGCAGUGUGCCUCGAAUUUUGUUUUUAUUCUCUCCCAAAGAGGAAGCAAACCUAGAGUCAGCUAUUCAUUUUGCAGUCUAUGUAUCAUUGCUAUAUAUUUUUUUGUCAUAUUGAAGGAAGUUUUCUAAAUGGUUAGAAGAUAAUAUAUGCUGAGAGUGAUUGAUCACUUACAAGGGGACUUUAAACACUUCUUGGAAAAGUGGAGUUCAAGUACAAAGUACAAAUUUAUUUUGGUGCAAAAACAUUUUGAAAUCCAGGCAUAGUUUUUCUUAAUACAUAUUUUCCACAAACUUUUUGAAGAUCCCACCCCCCAGACUAGCGAUAGUAUUGACAUCUGAGCUGACUCCAGUUUUUCAAUACAACAGCCUAACUGGGUCAGAGAUGCUUCUCACAAAAGAAUAUUAGGCUGGAUUUAAUGUAAUAUUCAGUAUUUAGCAUAGUGCUUGGAAGAGUAGAUACUCAAGGCAAGUUUGUUGAAUGAAUGAAAAUACUCCUCUCAGGACUUUGGGUAUGUACUCACACAUGUCCAGCGUGAGUUCAGGUCACCAGGUCCAGGACUUGAACCACAGUCAGCCAUGUGGGAGUCCAGCACUGCAAUCACUAUGCUACCUGCGGACCCCACUCAUCUGCUUUAAAUAGGCACUCCUCCUUGGUUUACUGAAAUAUGCACAUAAAACAGAUCUAGUAUGUAUGUGGUUAAUGG
Messenger RNA from Tupaia belangeri chinensis (Chinese tree shrew), 2896 nucleotides. It is a transcript of the gene CYBB, whose product is annotated as cytochrome b-245 beta chain. Gene Ontology annotation, cellular component: NADPH oxidase complex; plasma membrane. The transcript has 14 exons. Gene Ontology annotation, molecular function: superoxide-generating NAD(P)H oxidase activity. Gene Ontology annotation, biological process: superoxide anion generation; defense response. The record is from RefSeq and is a predicted model, not a curated record. Bases 76 to 1788 code for a protein of 570 amino acids. Lineage: Eukaryota; Metazoa; Chordata; Mammalia; Scandentia; Tupaiidae.